AUGGCAUUCUCUUCUCUCCUCAGAGCAGCCUUGAUCUUGACCAGCCUUCCUCUCCUCAAUGCCCAUGCAAUCGAUCUCAGAUCCUGCCAGGGACCGCAACUUGCUCUAAUCGAGACAGCCAUAGAGGCGGCGUUUGAUAUGGCUGCAGCUGCUCAAGCUGCCCUCCAUGCGGACAAGCCAGAACUGCGAGACCCCAACGUUCAGCGACUGAUCAACCUGCUUUUCGGCAACACCGCGGACCUGACCACGGUCGACAAAUCAUUUACGGGACUCGAGGCUCGUAGAACGAGGCUGGACUUGCAGAACGACAAGGAUGACCUUGAGGAGCAGGCGGAGAUGAUGUUUUACUGCAACAUGGAUCGAUUCGAAUUCCGUGGAGAUCUAGUAGGCCCAACGGCGCGAUGGAUCGGUACCGACACGAACAAAUACUUCGACGAUGACGAGAGCAGAUCAGUCACCGAGUGCAAGUCGGGCAAGGACAUCACCUUGGCCUACACCAUCAAUUUCGAGAAGCGGAUCGAUAUGAAAGGCGGACGAAUCGUCGGACAAACGGACACUCCCGCUCAGAUAACCCUUUGUCCUUGGUUCAUCGAAUGGGCAACGAACGCUCCGUACAGUACGUUCUCGACGGCCGUAAAGGCAAAGCUUGCAAGGGCGCUCAUUCCGUUGAGUGCACAGAACCCCUUCAACUACCCUUUGGCGCCGGUCGAUGCAUACGGCCUUCUUGAGAAAGUCAUCCUGCAUGAGCUCACUCAUACACUCGCGGGUGGUAAAUCUGACGACGUGAGUCUGUCGAUGAUCCAAGGAGGGCUUCCAUUCGCAGGAGUAGCCUAUGGCUGGCGUGCUGCUACGAAUUUGGUCGAGCAACAAGCAACAGGCGACCGAUCUCCGACCAAGAACGCGGACUCGCUCGCUCUAUUUGCAAGCGGAGUGCGGCUGUUGAAUCUCACUCCGCCGAAGUACGUGGAGAGGGACGGCGGCUUGUCCGGCACAGUACCCUUGGUGAAGAAGAGGAGCUUGCCUCACGAGCUGGCGUAUCAAAGCACGCCUGUCGUUUUCGAAGGCUUCAUCACCAAGAUCAAGGAGGCCCGUUCGGCUGCCACCAGUGUUGUGAUCGAAGAUGACAUGAGCCAGGUGGUCCCCGGAAUUGUGUCCCAUUAA
Messenger RNA from Zymoseptoria tritici IPO323, 1161 nucleotides. RefSeq lists its product as uncharacterized. The transcript is spliced from 5 exons. The coding region runs from base 1 to 1161 and encodes 386 amino acids. NCBI's taxonomy places the organism in Eukaryota, Fungi, Ascomycota, Dothideomycetes, Mycosphaerellales, Mycosphaerellaceae. The record is from RefSeq and is a predicted model, not a curated record. Gene Ontology annotation, molecular function: metallopeptidase activity.